AGGUUACCCGCAACAUCAAAAAGUUCCAGAAGGUCAUCGAUUCUCAAACUACCCAAAAAGUCAAACUCUCAAAAUGCAGAGUCAAAUUCUUCUGAAGAAAGCAGUCCAACUAAACAAUUAAAGCGACGAGUCAGUUUUGCUGAGAAGAAAAGCGUCAAAGAAUUCGCGGAUUCAAUAGAACAAGGGACAGUCUGGGACAGCACAUACGAAGAAAGUGACUCCAGUCAGAUAAGAAUGAGCCACAGUGAGUAUACUAAGUCUCUAGUGAUCCAAACUAGCACAAACAUAACCUACCAGAGUACUCAAAUCCAAGAAGACACUAGAUUAAGUUUGAUGGUGCGACCAGAGAUCGAGUUCAAGUUCCCAACAGAAUCAUGCACCUCAAGAAUUUCGCACGUCGAUCCCGAGAUCCUGGCAAACAAAGAGAACAUGCCUGAGAUCCUGGGCCUGGAGACUGUCGAGAGUUCCUUCGUGGAAGUUGAAGAUGUUCCGGUUCAGGCUUCAGGGUUCGCGGUUUACUGCGACGAAGAGAACUUAAAUGAAACUAACACCGAGGAUGUUCCAAUGGAAUGCACGAUUGUCGCGGAUGCUGAGGAACGUGACAGAACUCAAAUAUUUGGGAACGAGUCUAUUGAAUUCACUGAAGUGGUUCCAUCAAAGGCAAUUAGGUCCUGUCUGGGUGAUGAAGCACCUUUGGUGUUUGAUAAGUCCAUGGAUAUUACUGAAGUAGUUCCUUCAUUGUUGCGUUCUGCUGAAAAAACUGUUUUUCAUAACAGAUCUAUGGAACUCACUGAAGCUGCUCCUAGAACGAACUUGCCGAAUUUCAGAUCAGCUGGUGAUAGAAUACAAUUUUUUCAUGAUAAAUCUAUGGAACUUACUGAAGCUGUUCCUAGAACAAACUUGACGAAUUUUAAUUCAGUUGUUGAUAAAACACAAGUUUUCAAUAACAGAUCUAUGGAACUCACUGAAGCUGUUCCUAGAACGAACUUACUGGCUAUCAGAUCGGCAGUUGAUGGCACAGAAGUUUUUAAUAACAGAUCUAUGGAAUUCACUGAAGCUGUUCCUAGAACAAAUUUCAGAUCAGCUUGUGAUAAAACACAAGUUUUUCAUGACAAAUCUAUGGAACUUACUGAAGCUGUUCCUAGAACGAACUUACUGGAUAUCAGAUCGGUAGCUGAUGGAACAGAAGUUGUCAAUAAUAGAUCUGAAGCUGUUCCUAGAACGAACUUGCCGAAUUUUAGAUCAGCUGGUGAUAAAACACAAGUUUUUCAUGAUAAAUCUAUGGAACUUACUGAAGCUGUUCCUAGAACAAACUUACUGACCAUUGGAACAGAAGUUUUUAAUAACAGAUCAAUGGAACUCACUGCAGCUGUUCCUAGAACAAAUUUCAGAUCGGCUGUUGAUAGAACAGAAGGUUUUAAUAACAGAUCUAUGGAACUUACUGAAGCGGUACCGAACUUAAAAGGGCAUUUUAGUAAUGACAGGACUCAAGUUUUUCAGAACCAAUCUAUGGAACAAACUGAAGCAGUUCCUAGAACAAACUUACUGAAUUUCAAAUCAGCCGAUAAAACACAAGUUUUUCAUGAUAAAUCUAUGGAAUUUACUGAAGCUGUUCCUAGAACGAACUUACUGCAUAAAGUUCUAGAGGAUAGAACGGAAGUUUUUCAGAACAGAUCUAUGGAACUGACUGAAAUGAUCUGUCCUAAAACAAAGUUGCCACACAAAGUUCCUGAAGAUAAAACAGAAUAUUUUCAAAACCAAUCUAUGGAACAAACUGAAGCAGUUCCAAGAACAAACUUACUGAAUUUCAAAUCAGUCGAUACAACCCAAGUUUUUCAUGAUAAAUCUAUGGAACUUACUGAAGCGGUUCCUAGGACGAACUUACUGCACAAAGUUCUAGAAGAUAGAACGGAAUUUUUUCAUAACCAAUCUAUGGAACAAACUGAAGCGAUCUGUUCUAGAACAAAGUCACCGUACAAAGUUCCUGAAGAUAAGACGGAAUUUUUUCACAAUAAAUCUAUAGAACUAACUGAAGCUAUAGCUCCAAAUUUGAGACCUAUCAAUGAAAACGAUCUUAAAUUCCAUUGUGAAUCUCUAAAACGAACUGACGCGGAAAUCACCCAGACAAUUCAUCCUCGAGACCAAAAUCAGGACAUACACACCAGCUACUUCAUGGAGAACACAGUCUCUUUAAAUCCCUGUUUAAAACGCAGUUACAAGUGUAUCGCAGAUCCAAGAACUCCAAGAUCGGUGAUUUCUAGUCCGAACCCCAAGAACCCUCGUGAUUGCCCAGUUGACAGGAAAGCUUCCAUGGACAUGCUGCACCGGAUUCUGCACCAGGGUUUGGAAGAUAUACCUGAUAUUCCUGAGCUUCCUAAGUAUGAUUCUCUGGAAGAAUCUAUGGAGAUGACAGUAGCAAUUCCAUCUCUUACAAAUCGAUCUGAAAUUACUGUUCCAGAUCUUACAGAAAAUUGUAAUGUGGUUCCUAGUUUUGGUUCUGGAGAAAGUGUGGAACGUCAUGAUAAUUUAGAAGGAAUUUCUAUAUUAAAUCCUAAAGAAACUUUUGUGGAAUUUGAUGAUAAAAUUCAGGGGAAUGAUAUUGGAGCUACUUCUGUGUUCUUGGAACAAACGCCAUCUUUUAUGUAUACUAGUGAUCUGGAUCUGGAUGGUCAUGUUAUAAGAGAUUCUGUUUUAGAUCUGGAACAUAAUGAUCUUGAACAACAAGAUCUAAAACAACAAAAUCUUGAACAAGAUCGGGAACAACAAGAUCUAGAACAAGGUAUUAAACAACGAGAUCUUAAACAAUAUUUAGAACAACAAGUUCUGGAACAAGAUCGGGUACAACAAGAUCUAGAACAAGGUAUUAAACAACGAAAUUUCGAACAAGAUCUCGAACAACAAGAUCUUGCACAAGUUCUGAAACAAAAUCAAGAACAGGAAGAUCUGGAACAAGAUCUACAGCAAAGUAUUAAACAACGAGAUCUUAAACAAUAUUUGGAACAACAAGAUCUUUCACAAGUUCUGGAACAAGAUCAAGAACAACAAGAUCUAGAACAAGGUAUUAAACAACGACAUCUUAAACAAGAUUUGGAACAACAAGAUCUUGGACAAGUUCUGGAACAAUAUCAAGAACAACAAGAUUUUUCACAAGUUUUGGAACAAGAUCGAGAACAGCAAAAUCUGGAACAAGAUAUAGAACAACCAGAUCUAGAACAAGAUAUAGAACAGCCAGCUCUAGAACGAGAUUUGGAACAAGGUAUGGAACAACAAGAUCUGGAACAAAAUAUGGAACAACAAGAAAAUUAUGAUGCAAUUGAAUACAUUAAUUCUAAAUUGAAAGAAAGUGAUAUUAGAAGUAUCUUUACUGGAGAUCUGAGUGGAACUUCACUAAAGCGAAGUAUUUUAGACGAUGAAGCAGAAGAACAAAUUAAUAGAAAAAAAUUUAUUUAUAAGCAAGAUUUGGAUAAUAAUGAACGCCAGGAGUUAAUGAUGGAAGAAUAUCAUGAAUGCAGUGAAGAAAAUGUAAUUGAAAAAGUUUACUUACCCGAAAUUGGAAAUGUUGAAAUGAGCGAAAUUAGUCUUAGGCUAAAGAAGCUUAUUUUUAGAGAUGAAAUGGAUAACAGAAAAUUGAAAGCCAGUCGGCUGGGUCAAUUUAAAAGGAUGGAGAUAAAAACUCUGGAACUUGGAACUAAAAGGCAAAGUGAGUCCAAAACUAGGUUUGAUAUUCUUAAGGAGGGAUUAGAAGAAUACGCGAAGAGCAGGUCGUGUUUGUGGAAGAUUCACACCAUUCAUCCGGAAGUUAUUUGCAUAGAGUUCCGCAAGACGGCGCUGGUGCUUGCUGUGAAAAUAGAGGUCAUAGCGGAGGAGAAAAUUUCAAAGAUUUGUGUGGUUCCAAGGGUUAAUGAUGCAGAUUCAGAGAUGCUUAAGAUGACGGAUAGGUUGAUUGUCAGAGCAAUUGAUUGCGACAAAAUGGCGGAUGAUUAUUUAACAUAUGCGGAUGUUCCUAAGCUUAUUGCAGAUGUCACUGAGAAAGUUCACUUUGUUUAUGAUUUUUAUGAUGAGAUGGUGAAACUUUGGCGGGUUAAUUUGAUGGAACUUGAUGGAGACAUAGUUACCGUCACAGUGCGCACUAAAAAAAUGGAGACUAUUAUCAAACUGAUAAUUAAUAUUGCAAGAUAUCCUUCCGUAACUCCUGAAGACAUUAAAAUUGUUCCAAUUUUAGGAACAGUAAAGGAAGACGUCAAAAAAUUAAUAAAAAAUCUAAAGCCUAGUCCCAAGUUACUAACGCUUUAUAUAACUGAUGUUUAUGAAUUUCUUGAGUUACUUGCUUUUGCUAAUUCAAAAAACUAG
Molecule: messenger RNA, 4350 nt
Organism: Cotesia congregata
Lineage: Eukaryota; Metazoa; Arthropoda; Insecta; Hymenoptera; Braconidae
Source: the annotation of a GenBank genome assembly